ACCGCAUUGAUCAGACAGAUAAUAUUGAUUGAUCGAUUUAAAUGCGAACCUACUGUGCAUUGCAAAUGGAAUUCGGUUGCUACGACAAGGAUUCGGGCGAAGUGGAGUGCUACGUCGAAAUACCAAAUCCAGAGGCAGCUGGGUGUGUGGAGAGAUUCGCAACAUUCAUGUCACUUCUUUUGGUCAUUAUUACUUUCCCAUUCUCACUAUUUGAAUGUUUUAAGGUUGUUCAAGAAUUUGAAAGAGCGGUAAUAUUUCGACUGGGACGACUCAGAAAAGGUGGUGCGAGAGGUCCAGGUCUAUUUUUUGUCUUACCAUGCAUCGAUACGUAUAGAAAAGUGGACUUGAGAACUGUAUCGUUUGAUGUUCCACCGCAAGAGGUUUUAACAAGAGAUUCCGUGACGGUAGCAGUAGAUGCAGUCGUCUAUUACAGAAUAAAAGAACCCUUAAAUGCCGUCGUUAGAGUUGCUGAUUAUAGUGCAUCCACUCGUCUUCUAGCUGCCACAACUCUGCGCAAUGUAUUGGGCAUGCGAGACUUGGCUCAGCUGCUCUCAGACCGGGAAGCCAUCAGCCACAUGAUGCAGGCCAACCUAGAUGAAGCCACAGAUCCCUGGGGUGUUGAAGUGGAAAGAGUUGAAAUUAAAGAUGUGAUACUGCCUUUUGAAUUACAAAAGGCAAUGGCAGCAGAAGCGGAAGGAUCGCGAAUCGCUAAAUCGAAAAUAAUCGAGGCAGAAGGAGAGAUCAAAGCCGCUGAAAAUCUUAGGGAUGCUUCAAAAAUCAUGAUGGAGAAUCCCAAAGCCAUGCUGAUCGGCGGCGGCCGUCUCUCUCGGUUUCACUCACUCCAAAAGACGUUGAAAAGGGAUCACCAAAUAUUUUCAAGCCUCGUCUUCAACUUAACAAAGAUUAGUCGUCAAUUUGAAAGAGCUGUCAUUCUAAGGAACGGAAAAGUCCAUAAGAAUAAAGCUUUUGGCCCUGGACUACUUUUUUAUCUACCUUGUGUUGACUCUGUUAAAUUCAUAGAUUUGAGGACAUUCUGCUAUGAAGUGCCACCACAAGAAGCCUUGACCAAGGAUUCUUUGACUGUGUCUGUAGAUGCAGUUGUGUUCUAUAAAGUUUUUGAACCAGUUUGGGCCGUUAUCAAUGUUAAUAACUACAGAAUCGCUACACAGUUUUUAGCGUCGACAACUUUGCGAAAUGCUUUAGGUACCACCAAACUUAGCGAUGUGCUUAUUAACAGACCAGUAAUUAGCAAACAAGUACUAGAACUUAUGAAAAACACCACUAAGGAAUGGGGUGUUAAAGUUGUUAAAGUUGAAAUAAAAGACAUCAGACUACCACUGCAGUUGCAAAAGGCAAUGGCCGCUGAAGCUGAGUCGACAAGAUUGGCUAAUGCUAAAAUAAUUGUUGCCAAGUCAGAAAUAGAAACGAUAAGAAAUCUUCAAGUAGCAACCACUUUGUUGAUGGAGAAUCCCAUGGGUAUGCAACUUCGCUAUCUACAAUCCUUGCAAUUGAUUGCCGGAGAAGGAACGCACACAAUUGUAUUCCCAUUUUCAUUUGAAAUGUUCCAGAAGCUGUUUAAUAAAUAAUUUUUUUGUUUAA
Messenger RNA from Pieris brassicae (large cabbage white), 1599 nucleotides. RefSeq names its product band 7 protein AGAP004871-like. The transcript is spliced from 12 exons. The record is from RefSeq and is a predicted model, not a curated record. Lineage: Eukaryota; Metazoa; Arthropoda; Insecta; Lepidoptera; Pieridae. The coding region runs from base 42 to 1586 and encodes 514 amino acids. Gene Ontology annotation, cellular component: plasma membrane.